AUGUUUGUGCUGAUCCUUUCGACUUUAUUUCUGCUUGAUGUCAGUGUAUCCUCCACGUCUAAUUCAAGUACACUCCAGCAUGAAGUUCCUAUCGUGUUCGUUGGUCACUUGAAUGAUUCACUGCCUUCUGCAAAUAGUAGCUCGACCGUUGCUAAAGAAGAGUUGGAGAGCUACGAUGAUAGUGAGCAAGACAUUACCGAGAUUGAUGAAACUGAUGUGGAAACAAGGAUGUUCCUUUUCUCUGGAAAGAUGUUCUUAUCGCAUUUCCACACCAAGUCGCCACUUAAUGAAGCUAACAUUAAACCCCUGUUGACCACUUUUGCGGAUGCAAGGGCCCUGCUGGAGAUAAAGAAACGUGAUUCGGCUCAAAAUAAGAAUCUAUUCAGUCACCUAACGACGCUUCUCGGGUCAAAUGAUGAACAAAUGAAAUUAUUUGCUGGCGUGACGGUGUCCAAGUUGCUUACGGACCCUGUGACACGCGAGGUGACGCAACAGCAGUUUCUCGAUUCUGUGACCAAAUUAUCAACAAUAUUCACAGUUUUAAUGAUAAACACAAAAUUCGGAUCUCUUAAUGAAUUUUUCGAACUUGGGUUACACAUUCCACUAUUGUCCUACGCCUGCAAACUACUUAAAGCAGAUGGCAUUUUGGGAAGUUUUUCAAGGGUAGUCGAAGACGAGGUUAAAGUCGAGGUCAUACGCGACGCCGUUCGACUCCUAACGGAAACUCGUAAAGGAGGUAAUUUGAUAACUUGGCUCGGAACUUAUGAAACAAAACUGGUCAGACCGAUGCGAUCCUUAAUCGAAGAUUAUUUUUACAGUCUCGUGGAUGGUUUGUUGCGUCGUACGAAAGUGCUAGCGUAUCGCUUACACUCACUGAGAUAUCCUGAUCUUGUGUCGUUUCACGAGCAUUAUUCGUCGUUAUAUGACGACAUCUGUUUCGAUCAUUGGCUUGAUUUUGCUGCUUUUACUCGUUUUAACUACAUUGAACAUGAGGCGAAAAGUUCAGAUUUCAUUUACCCACAAGUUUUAAAACUCAUGAAACAACAAGGUAGUCGAUAUACUGAUGAUGAUACUAUUUUAUCAUAUUUUGAUCCGAAGAACCUAUUGACGAGAACUGCCCUGAUGUCUAAUCAAUUUUUUGAUUGGUCGCAGCUCAAUAACGAUCAAUUCCGUUUGUUUAGAGCUGCUUUACAAACUGAAGACCAAACGAACUUGGUCAGGAAGACUUUGGAGGAGAUGGAAUAUGCCUCUGCAUUCAUGAGAAAUUUAGGUAGUGAGAGAAUGGUGGAAAAGUUUGAGGCACUUCUGAACGAUAAGGAUCUUAUAGAACCGUUUCAAAAGGUGCUUGAAGACGAAUACCUAGUGCAGUUACUUAGAGCGAGUUUGGAGAAUAACCAACCAGUAGAUAUUUCGUCGGGUCUGACUAUGGGUACUGAGAAGCUGAAUCAGAUUGAAGAUGAUGUUAUGAAAACGUUCCAAAUGUUGGUCACGGAUAAUGAAAAAUUGCAGAUGAUAGGAGCGUCUUUGGUGGAUGAUGUCAAUAAUAAGUUGUAUGGAAACGCUUUUGAGGCAGCAAAACAUCUGAAAUCAGUUGAAGACAUGUUGAGUAGUACGGAAUUGGAUACGAUGAAUUUGCUCGAAGCGAUUCUCAAAAAUCAGGAAACAGUGCAAUUGCUUAAAGUGGUUUUAAGAGAUGAUAAGCAUUUAAAUUUGUUUAGAUCAGUUUUGGAGGACAAUACAAAGAGCUCGGAAAUAGAAUUGGCGCUCAGUGAUGAGAAUCUGGCAAAUGCGCUCAAUGACGUAUUAAUGGAUGUGGGUCAAGUGUUUUUUCUCAGAGUUGCUAUCAAGGAUGAUGAUCGUGCAAAGUUGUGUCGGGCGGCUUUGGAGAAAAAAGCACAGGUGAAGGUGUUUGAAGAGGCAUUGAACAAAAAAAAAUUAAAUAAUGUGUUAAGGUCGAUACUGAAGGACGAAGAACGUUUGCAUUUGCUUAAAAAGGCUGUUCGGUCGAGUAUUACAGGGAGCUUCGAAACGCUCUGGCUUUAA
Molecule: messenger RNA, 2043 nt
Organism: Plasmopara halstedii
Lineage: Eukaryota; Oomycota; Peronosporomycetes; Peronosporales; Peronosporaceae
Exons: 1
Coding region: 1-2043 (680 amino acids)
Source: RefSeq, a predicted model, not a curated record